AUGGCAACUAUCGAAGAAACAUCCGUUGUGAUCGUUGGAGGCAGCCUUGUAGGCCUUUCUACAGCGCUCUUCCUCUCCCAUCUCAACGUCCCCACCAUCCUAAUAGAGCGCCAUCCCGGGAGUUCUCUUCAUCCCCGUGCAAUUGGCUACACUGCCCGAACAAUUGAACUUUUCCGCACCGUUGGCGUUGAGUCCAAACUCAAAAGCAUCCAAUGGUCUGGCGGUCCUCCCCGUCGCAUCGUUGUUGAGAGUCUUGCUGGAAAGUGGACUAAAGAGCAAGGCUGGACACAAAAGCCUAAAAGUGGACCGCCUGUUUCGUUCGCAGAGUACUCUCCUACUGAAGGUGUUGCUAUCGCUCAAGACGUAAUCGAACCUGUCUUGAGAGAUCGAGCGAGGGAGCUUGGUGCAGAUCUUAGACUGGGCUUCACUGUCACGGGCUGGAGUCAAGACGACGAAGGCGUUACAGUCAGCGCCACUGGAGACAACGGUGAAGAAAUCCAUGUCAAGGCAAGUCACAUGGUCGCAUGCGAUGGCAACCGCAGCCGUAUUCGAGAAAGUCUCGGUAUCCAACGUCAUGGCGUUGGUCUUCUCCGCAAGCUCCAGAGCAUCAUGUUCAGAUGCGAACCUCUGCAACAUUUCCUCGACCACGGCUACAGUCAAUUCCAGAUUGAGGGUCGCGAAGAUGGCUUCGAGGCUUUCAUGACCACUUAUGGCGGGGGGCGUUGGAUGGUAGCUUGGAACCAAGAAGUCGAUGACCCUGAAGCUGUCCUCGAUGACGCGACCCAGCGCAACAUGAUCCGCAAGGCUUCUGGGGUACAGGAUCUCCGAGAUGAGGACAUUGAACUAAUCACCACUGGAAAAUGGGACAUUGGUGGUCUUAUUGCUGAUAAGUUCUCUUCUGGUCGUGUCUUCCUCGCUGGUGAUGCAGCUCAUGCCCUACCUCCAAAUCGUGGCGGUUACGGAGCAAACACCGGUAUAGCUGAUGCACAUAACAUCGCAUGGAAGCUCGCAUCAGUGCUCCGCGGCGAAUCCUCGCCGGAACUUCUUGAUACAUAUGGCGUUGAGAGAAGACCCGUCGCAGAUGUUCGACAUGACCAGAUCUUUGCCAGGGAGGACUACAAGCGAUACGUCGUCGACAAAGAAUGGCCUGGCAAGAACGUUACGAUAAUGGACGAUGUAGCAAUGGAAUUCGGAUAUUUUUAUAACUCAAAGGCCAUUGUCGGAGGUCCAGAUGGCUCUGUUCCUGUCAAAAGGCCAGAUGAGUGGAAUGGACAACCGGGUACCAGAGCCCCUCACGUUGCACUUGAAGGCGAUCAUGUCUCAACUUUGGACUGUUUCGGUACAUCCUGGGUCGUUAUUUCAAAAGAGAAGAGAUGGAGCCAGCUCGUGGCAGAAGCAUGUAAGGCAAUCAACGUAAAGAUUACGUUUAUGCACGUUGGAGGUGAUGUUACCGAGAAGAAUGAGGGCGAUUUCAACAGGUUGUAUGGGGUGGACGAUACCGGUUCUUCAUUGGUUCGGCCGGACGGUUUCAUUGCUUGGAGAGCACCGUCAUGGCCGGCUGAAGCACAGAGGGAGUUAAUGCAGGCAUUGGGUCAGGUUACCUUCUCGCUACAGCAUACAGAUGGGUAA
Fusarium subglutinans is the source of this 1629-nucleotide messenger RNA. Its product is annotated as phenol 2-monooxygenase. NCBI's taxonomy places the organism in Eukaryota, Fungi, Ascomycota, Sordariomycetes, Hypocreales, Nectriaceae. The coding region runs from base 1 to 1629 and encodes 542 amino acids. The transcript has a single exon. The record is from RefSeq and is a predicted model, not a curated record. Gene Ontology annotation, molecular function: FAD binding.